This is a messenger RNA of Haliotis rufescens (red abalone), 3103 nucleotides long. RefSeq names its product SH3 and PX domain-containing protein 2B-like. Bases 572 to 1066 code for a protein of 164 amino acids. The record is from RefSeq and is a predicted model, not a curated record. Lineage: Eukaryota; Metazoa; Mollusca; Gastropoda; Lepetellida; Haliotidae. The transcript is spliced from 3 exons. Gene Ontology annotation, molecular function: superoxide-generating NADPH oxidase activator activity; phosphatidylinositol binding. Gene Ontology annotation, biological process: superoxide anion generation.
AUCCGAGCCUGUCGGCCAUGCAGACGAGAGCGAUCAUUCAGAGAUCUCCACCUCGGCUGUAUCGGCAGGUUCAUUGUGUGUGUUGUUGCAGAUGCUGUUUAUAUUAUCCGCGCAAACAGUAGCGAUGGGCUGGGUGCACUCGGCGGUAAGCAGACGAUAACCCGAGCAGACGAUAACUCGCGACUUGAUAUGACUUUUCAACAAUCUCGGAAUGAUUGUGUUUUAGUUCCUUCUUGUGUUUUAAUGGAUGAUCGGUUUCCAGCGCUCACACAAAAGAAAAUUACCCAGCUGCGAAGCUGAUGAUUUCAAUGACAGUAUCUUAAUAACCGGCCAUAAUUUGAAAGGAUCCGUGGCUGGCGUUGUUUACGGCCCACUGUGGACUACCGUGAUAGCCGAGCCAGAUAACAGAUCUCGUACUGUAUUGAGAUGUGAAGAGAGCUAGCGCUGUCGUCUGCUCGAGCAACAUGGCGGACGGAGAGGGUAAAACGGUGUUUUUAUUCCCCUCGCUGCAAUGAAGUCGACAAAGAAGUGAAAGUUUAUAAAUGUCUCAACCGGCUUAGAAGUGUUGAGAAUGGCGUCGAGUGUGUGGGACUCGCUCACAUGCGCUAAUUUAUUUGUAGCCUUCGCUGCAGUCACUGGAUUUGCCGAGAAGAAAAUGGGACGGCUGAGUAUGGAAUAUGUGUUCGUCGUUGAGGUGUUUUGGUCGGAUGGAAGGACUUCUUAUAUUAGAAGAACUUACAAAGACUUCCUCAGGUUCUAUAAACAUCUAGUGUCUCAGUUUCGGUCUAAGGACGCACCUGACAACGAUGUGAUCCCGCUCCCACGACUAGAAGGUAAGCGCUGGUACAGACGCUACACACGGGGACUGGCGGAGUACCGGGAGUUGGAGCUUCAUAACUUUGUGAAAGAAUUGCUCAAAGCCAGUCCAGAGAUGGCGUCCGAAACUAUAGUCAUCGAUUUUUUCGAGCAGCGACCAACCGACCCUGUUCCCUGCCCAAAGGAAGAUAAGCCGUUCGAGGUCCCUAACGGUCGAGAUCACAGCCAGACACAACUCUCUGCAAGUUGAUCGUAGUCUCUCCGUAGACCAUGGCGUACACAAACCAUGCACGCCAACAUAUGUCCGCAUCUUAUGGAUUAUUUUAUCUGAUUUGGAUCUGAACAUUGUUUCCAAUGACAGGACAUUGAUUUGAACACACGAUCAAACUGGAUGACACAUCAGGCAUCCUGUACUUGGCAUCUGCUUCUUCUGUUAAUCUGUCCCUUGUUUCCAGUGAUUGAACAUUGAUUUGAACACACGAUCAGACUGGAUGACACACUAGGCAUUCUUUGGUAGGACACAUCUUCUUCUGUGAAACAUGUUUCCAAUGAUUUAACAUUGCUCUGAAAACACGAUCAAACCGUUUGACAUUCUGAACAAGACCCGAUGCCAUCUCUAUGAAUUGAACGAUCUCGAAACUCAUCCAAGUACCUGUCUCUGUACGCGCCACACGGUGAUUUGUUUGUUGUUUAACGCCACACUCUAUUCCAGCUAUAAGACGGCGGUCUGUAAAUAAUCGAGUCUGGACCAGACAAUCCCGUGAUUGACAUCAUGAGCAUCGGUCCACGCAAUUGGGAUACGAUGACGUGCAUCAACCAAGUCAACGAACCUGACCACGCGAUCCUGUUAGUCGCCUUUUUCGGGAAGCUUGGAUUGCUAAAGACCUAUUCUAGCCCGGAUCUUCACGGGUCGUCACACAACCGGGUGUUGUCGCUGAGGCCACAAUAAUUAGUUUCAUCCAAAUAUAUUUUUCAAACGAACUAUUCAAAGCAUUUGUGAAUAUUAACUGUUGAAGGAUGUGAUGUCAUCAAUUAAGAAUAAGGGAGUGCACACUACUUUCCUGGGUGCCAUUGUACAAAGCGAUCUUAGCGCUAAGUGAUCGUAACAGCCAUACCUUAACAUAGACUUACGACAGUCGUAGCGCUGAAGUUGUUUUGUACAACGGUACCCUGGUUGCAGGUAGUCGGAGACUACCCAGGCGGGGUUGUUUGGUAGUGAGGCGUAAUACAUAUUCUAUGAUGGCCUAAUUAUACAGUGUUUACAUUGCUAUUCCUGGAUCUUCUGACCACUUCUGUGAUGUAGUGGAGAGAGCGUCUGCAAGGAGAGAGGAGGGUUGUUGGGCGAUUCCCAGGCCGCGCCAUCCCAGAGGACUUGAAAAGAUGCUACUUGUUGACAGGACUGGUCGGCUCGGAAUCAGUAUACUGUGUCUGAAAGGGGUAUCCAUGAUAAACUGAGGCAUCUCAGUGAGCGAGCACUAGUCCGGAAUACUGCAAGCAGACACACACACACACGCGCACGCACGCACGCACGCACGCACGCACGCACACACACACACGCACACACCGCAUAUUCAAUAUUCCAGCUAUAUUUGCGGUAAUCGAAAUGUUCUGUAUUUGUCAAAUUCUUGAUGGUCCCCAUGCUGUAUUGAAUUCCAAAUUGGGCGUAUUUUGUCGCCUGAAAACCCUGACAUAUGAUACAAUGUGGUUUCCCCGCGGAUGGGUUGUUUUUCCUGUACAACCCGUUAUGCCGGAGGAGAAUGGACCAAAGGGGAGAUAACCGGGGUUGAGAUCGAGGGGUAGCUUGCAUGUAUAAGGUGGACCGUUGUGAUUUGGAGAUAUAUCACAUAUCGAGAUAGCCGAGUACGACACAGCGAGAGUCGACAGUAUUGAGUGUUGAGGAAUCUGUGAACGUAUGUGUAAUGGAUAUGGUUGGACUGUGGGCACAUUGUCCGGUGUAGUGAUCAAAUGUAAUUGUUAUUUUGUUUUCAUUUGACCGAAUUGUAGUGUUUCCUUAAACAAGAAGAGUAAGCGGUAUUACUUCACAAGCGUUUGGCCUGCCUGCUCAUGUGUCAUGGCAGCCCGAGGAUGUGGCAGUUACUUACGCUAUCAAUCACUUGUUUGUUUGGAUCAGAUUCGAUCACCAUCAAACCACCGUGAUAUGAUUGAAUACUGCCGUAAAACAACAUUCACUCAUUCAAUCACGAUCAUUGGAGUGAGUGAAUUGGAUCUGACGCCACUUCGAACAGUAUUCUAGUUAUAUCACGGCGUGUCAGCUUAAUGUGGGAGG